AUGUCAACGGCACAACAAGUACUCAAAUUGAAGAGAAUAGUCUGGACGGGUGCAAUUGCAUCGGUUACAGUUGUGGGCACAAUAUACGGUGCUGGGUUGAAAACGCAGGGAGAACAAAAACAGCAAAUCCGCAAAGUCCGCGAAGCCCCAAUUUCUGAACGAAUUGCCCAUCUCGAAGAACAACGAGGUGUAUUGGUAGGUAAAAGAAUGGGAUUGCAAAAGAAGAUUGAAGAAUCACAACUGAGGAGGAAUGGAGCGACAGUUGAAGAAAGUACCCGGGGAAUGGAGAGGAAGAGGGGAGAAAAUGUUGGGCUCACGAUGGAGGGGGAGAGGAAGACGACGAGAGUGGAUAUGGAGGAUAAUUUGAGGGUGGUGGGGGUGGGGGUGGAGAUUGAAGAGGGGAAGAAGGGAAGAGAGAGAAAGAGGACUUGGUGGUGA
Messenger RNA from Botrytis porri, 438 nucleotides. RefSeq lists its product as uncharacterized. The coding region runs from base 1 to 438 and encodes 145 amino acids. The record is from RefSeq and is a predicted model, not a curated record. NCBI's taxonomy places the organism in Eukaryota, Fungi, Ascomycota, Leotiomycetes, Helotiales, Sclerotiniaceae. The transcript is spliced from 2 exons.